CGACUCAAGACAAGUUCCAAAAAUAUUAUUAAAUGUAUCUUAUUAUUUUCUUAUCGGCCCCUUUGAUAAAGGCAGAAGUGCCGGCUGCCGUAGCCACCCGGGCGGAAGAAUGGCAGCCUGGAUGUUGUACCGCUGUGUUUUUGGGCCUCACCUGCAACGAAUUCACCGAUCACCGGAGCAGUCUCGACCUGAGGGCAGGUUUGCCAGGAGGGGAUGGAACUACCAACCCAAAAGUCUGGAAAAACACACAGACAGCAUUCUUGGCUGGGCUUCAGCAAUAUGGUCCAUAUCCUACUACAGCUCCCCUCUUCUCCUCUGCUAUCUGUACAGAAAAGGCUACAUCUGCAGCAGUAAGCUGGUUCCAGUGAGUCAGUAUCUGGGAACCGUGCUCGUGUGUCUUCUAGGAGUUGCUUGUAUUCGAGGAUGGGGCAGAUGGAGAAACACAGACUAUGUCCAGUUUAUCUCAGUUUUGGAGGAAACCAAGAAAAAUCACACACCAGCUAACAAGAAAAAGCUGAGGGGUUUUAACUUCGACUUCUCACACUGGCCUGCAGAUUUCAGCUGGACAGAAGUCAGCAGUCCGAAACAUCCCAAAGGAGGCGUUUCUCUGCUGAAGCCAGAGCCCAGACUGAGAGGGACAGCAGACGGUUUCCUCCACUCUGUCCGCACCUUACCAUGCCACGUCAUCGGUUUCCUCAUUGCUCACUCCUUCGGGAGGCGGAUGCUGUACCCCGGCUCUGUGGGUUUACUGCAGAAAGCGAUGAGGCCGAUGUUGCAGGGAGGCCAGGCUAAAUUAAUAGAAGAGUUUGACGGUGAAAGGAACAAGCUGGUGGCGUGUGACGGGAACGAGAUCGACACCAUGUUUGUGGAUCGAAGGAAAGACGGCGGGCCGCACGGCCAGACUCUGGUCAUCUGCUGUGAGGGGAACGCUGGCUUUUAUGAGGUGGGCUGCAUGAACACACCACUGGAGGGCGGUUACUCCGUUCUGGGCUGGAACCACCCUGGAUUUGCAGGCAGCACGGGAGUUCCUUUCCCCCAGAAUGAGGCCAACGCCAUGGACGUGGUGAUACAGUUUGCCGUUCACAAGCUCGGCUUCCAGCUGAGCGACAUUGUGAUUUAUGCCUGGUCCAUUGGAGGAUUCACAGCCAGUUGGGCGGUGAUGUCAUACCCAGAGAUCCAGUCAGUUGUGCUGGACGCCUCCUUUGACGACCUUUUGCCCCUCGCCCUUAAAGUGAUGCCUGAAAGCUGGAGGCCUUUGGUGCAGCACACAGUGAGGCAAUACAUGAACCUCAACAACGCCGAGCAGCUUCUCAAAUAUCAGGGACCAGUCCUGCUGGUCAGGAGGACCAGAGACGAAAUCAUCACUACAACACAUCCAGAGGACAUCAUGUCCAACAGAGGAAACGACCUAUUGCUCAGACUGCUGCAGUUCAGAUACCCCAAAAUAAUGACAGAUGAAGGAGUCAGAGUCGUGAGACAGUGGCUUGGAGCGUCUAGUCCAGUAGAGGAAGCGUCCGUGUACAGCGGCUACGAAGUGGACGAUGACUGGUGCUUGUCGGUGCUGAAGUCCUACCAGACGGACAGAGACGUCUCGUUUCCAUGGAGUGUUGGUGAAGACAUGGCGCUGGAGGGACGGCGUCAGCUCGCUCUUUUCUUGGCUCGGAAGUACAUGCGAAACUUUGAAUCAACACAUUGCACCCCUCUUCCUGCCGCCGAGUUUCACUCGCCCUGGAGACUUUAAAAAAAAAAAAAAAGAAGAAUCAGGAUGGAUGGGUGAUGGGACGAAGAAAAACAAGAGUUCGAUUGCCUGUGGUGAACUGUGUUCCUACUGCUUUAGUUUUUUCUCUUUGGUUUAAUUUUCCCUCCAUACACUCAUUGAAAAAAAAAAACAGAAAUAUGGUACAUGUAUUGCUUCGUUCGUUUUAAAGCCACUCCUUCCAUUGUUCCCUCCCUGGCUGGGUUUGUAAAGCAAAUGUAAAUGAGACAUCUAUUGCUCAUAUUCAAAGAAUAAAAACUAAUCUUAAUGUCGUUUUAGAGGAUUUCCAUCUGUGGAAACGCAGCCAGAGUAUUUAAGCUUUCCAGGGUUUCUUGUUUUUUUUUUUUCUUUUGUGGGAACUGUCUGUAUAAAUUAAUCUGGAGCCUAAAAUGAUGCUCUUAAGUGUUUCAUUAAAUAUACUGAAUAAAAUUUUGAGAUGAUG
Molecule: messenger RNA, 2198 nt
Organism: Gambusia affinis (western mosquitofish)
Lineage: Eukaryota; Metazoa; Chordata; Actinopteri; Cyprinodontiformes; Poeciliidae
Gene: abhd16a
Product: abhydrolase domain containing 16A, phospholipase
Exons: 21
Coding region: 110-1741 (543 amino acids)
Biological process (GO): phosphatidylserine catabolic process; monoacylglycerol catabolic process
Cellular component (GO): endomembrane system
Molecular function (GO): glycerophospholipase activity; monoacylglycerol lipase activity
Source: RefSeq, a predicted model, not a curated record